UACUUCACUAGUGCUAGAGUCCCAUUCGAUUACAGUUGUAAACCAGUUGAAAAAGUGAAAUAACAAUGGGGCAAAAUUGAUUGCACAAAGUUCAAUUUAAAUCUCAAUUCUGGUGUUGAAAUGUCGCAAAUAAUAUAGCAAAAGCAGAAGUCAUGAUGGAAGUAUUCCAAACUGAUACACAUUACAUAUUUGUAAAGCGUGACAAGAGCCUGUGGUGGAAUCGCAAGACAUCGGAGUUUACAAUAAAGCCAGGAUGGGAUCUCAGCUCGGUGGAGGACAUCGAAUGUAUUGGUGUUACGCAUGGUAUUGUGGGCGUCAUCUCACUGCCAAAUGUGUAUGAGCCGCAUUUGGUAGUUAUUAAGGAGGCGUUAGCCAUGGGUGUGCUAUAUCCGCCGCAUUUGGUGUACAAAAUCAAAUCAAUAUGCAUACUCAGUGCCGAUGAGCCGGACUCUGAACUGCCCAACUGUACCAAGCACACAAAAAGUAACAACACCACGCCCACGCACAGCGCCUCCUCAAGCAGCAAUAAUGCGAGCGGAAGAACUAGGCAAGCGUCCAGCACGAAGAGUACCAAACUCUUCGAGGGCAUGAAUAAAACUUGGGGUGUUGUAAAGAGCGCUGGGAACACAAUCAAAGCCACAACACAGCAGGCAGCUAAUUUAGCCACCAAACAGGUGAAAAAUUCCGUGGGUAUACGGGAGCCAAGGCAAAUCGAGAGACGCAUUACCGAGGAGCUGCACAAGAUAUUUGACGAGACGGAUAGUUUCUACUUCAGUUUCGACUGCGACUUAACCAAUAAUUUGCAAAGGCACGAGGCUAAAUCGGAUGGUGUCCAGCCAGGACCAGAUGAGAGAUUUUUCUGGAACAUGCACAUGAUCAGAGAUAUUAUUAAAAUGAAUGAUAAAACAUGGACAUUGCCCAUUAUUCAAGGUUUUGUGCAAGUAGAAGGAUGCGUCAUUGGCAAUGACUGCUUUACAUUAUCUUUGGUCUCGCGGCGCUCGCGCCAUCGUGCGGGCACACGUUAUAAACGACGCGGGGUGGAUGAAAAGGGCAACUGCGCUAAUUACGUUGAAACGGAGCAAUUACUCUCAUUCCGCCAUCAUCAGUUGUCGUUUACUCAGGUGCGCGGUUCGGUUCCCAUUUACUGGAGUCAACCCGGGUACAAAUAUCGCCCACCACCACGUUUGGAUCGCGGCGUGGGUGAAACACAACAAGCCUUUGAGCUGCACUUUACCAAAGAACUAGCCAUCUACGAGCGCGUAUGUAUCAUAAACCUGGUGGAGCAGAGCGGAAAGGAGAAACUGAUAGGCGAUUCGUAUGCGGAGCAUGUGAUAAAAUACAACAACGAACAGAUCAUUUAUGUCACAUUUGAUUUUCACGACUAUUGCCGCGGCAUGCGGUUUGGGAAUGUGUCAGCACUGAUUGAGGCAGUUGGUCCUGAAGCAGGUGCCAUGGGUUUUCACUGGCGGGAUCAGCGCGGAAUAAUUUGCAAUCAAAAGUCCGUGUUUCGAGUUAAUUGUAUGGAUUGUCUUGAUCGUACGAAUGUGGUACAAACAGCAAUAGGAACAGCGGUGCUUCAAUCUCAGCUGGUUAAAUUGGGGCUUUCGCCACCCUAUUCCCCAAUACCAGACCCAUUGAAGUCAUCUUUUAUGGUGCUCUGGGCAAAUAAUGGUGACGUUAUAAGCAGACAGUAUGCAGGCACCAACGCUUUGAAGGGCGACUACACACGAACGGGAGAGCGAAAGAUCAGCGGCAUGAUGAAGGAUGGCAUGAACUCGGCCAAUCGCUUUUUCAUUCAAAACUUUGCCGACUCGUUUCGCCAGUGCAUUAUCGAUCUGAUGCAAGGUAAACUGCAGCAGGCGGCCGAAUUGAAAGAGGAUGAUGUUCUAGAAACCAUUAUACAAAUACUCAAGCCCGAGUCCCAACCACCAUUGCGUGGAUAUUACAGUGCAGGCGUUCUGGGACCUGAGCUGAAAUUGCUCGAGUCAAUUGUCUUAAACAGCUAUUACCUAGCGCGCUUUAAAGACUCGUACCGACAAGCUACUAUCGAUCUUAUGCUGGGCAACCAUGUCUCUUCGGAGUCGCUAAGCGCUUUGGGUGGUCAAGCGGCGCCAGAUGAAACCGAUGGUGAAAGUGCAGAGCAAGCGAAAUUACUAGUGGAAGAUUGUCGUCGUUUGUUGUUGAGCUCAGAACAAUAUCCAGUAGGCGCUUGGGGCUUAAUCGAUGCCGAUCCCAGCUCUGGUGAUGCCAAUGAAACGGAGGUGGACUCAGUUUUACUGCUAACCGACGACUGCUAUAUUGUUGCCGAAUACGAUUCGCAUCUAGACAAGAUUGUGCGUUUUGAAAAGGUACAUUUGUCGCAGAUGCGUCUCAUUGAGCUUGGCAUGCAUCAGCAAACGAAAAUCUUUCAAGGCUCCUCGGCGGCGCAUCUUUGCCUGCGACUGAACUACUGUAUUGAUGAUCAAGAGGGAUACUUUCACAUGUUCCGCUCUGCCAAUUUGCGUUUCUUUAACAAUGCGGCCUAUGUUAUAAAGACACAAGAAGAGCUAACCGAAUCGCUGACUUCGAUUGUGGAAAUGUUUCGAAUUGCUCUGGAGAACUCAGGCAAUAAAGAUGUUCGUUUUAUUACUGGCGGUAUUUUGCAGCGACGGAAGAGUAAGCUGCCAUUGCUAGAUGUGCCCAAAGGCAUGCCUCGCAAUCUAUCUGAAUCUCAACUUGUGCAGCUCAGUUCGAAGGCAAUUUCGAACGUCGCCGGACAGUUCUCAAAAUUAGGUCAGACCUUUAAGAAGCCCUCGAACGCCGGUCAACCAGGAAAUGUUGCUGCUACUCUCAACCCACAAGUAAUGCGUCAGUCAGAGGGCGCCGUAUUGGACUUCUGCCAGGAAGCCGAUAAGGCCGUUUUCACAGUCGGUGGCAAACAACGUGCAAAUAGUUCAAGCAGCACGGACACCGAUGAGCGCGACAAUAGUCUGUACGAGCCUGAGGUGGACUCGGAUGUUGAGAUUGCUUUGGAUAAGGCCAACUACAAUGAGAACGCCUUUCUGCCUUCAGUUGGAAUUGUGAUGGGCGGUCAAAGAGAGCAACCUAGUUCCUCAAACAAUAUGCGACAACUGGAGCAAAAGGAUAGUAUGUGCAAAACUGCCGAGGAUGUGCUCACUAUUUCUAUAACAACGGUAACGGAUAAUGUUGGUUUGCCCAAUGGCUUGUUAGAGAAUGCUCCACCCUUGCGGCCAAUUACACCAAAUCCGCAAAUAUGCUUACAGGCUCAAGAGGCGGAGGAUUUGGACAUUGAAGGGCAGAAGCGCGGGCUAAGUAUUUCUGCCAAUGAAAUAAAUGUCCCGCUCGGUCAGCCUGUCUAUUUUGAGACCAACAAGUUUAAGCCCAUUACCAAUCCACUAUCCAAGCUGGCCAAAGGUAUGCAGAACAUUGGUUUGAAUCUGGAUCCACGCAAGAUAGCCAACAAGACCAGCGUGCUCUCCCCUACUAGCGCAUUGGCGGAUAACUCUCCACCUGGUCGCGGCCCAGGCUCACGGGAUGUUUUGCUGGAAAUGUGGGAGGCUGAGAAAUGCAAGUCCAAGCUAAUAGCUCUGUGAAGGGAUACAAGUGAUAUACACAAUUAUUUAUUAUACAAGUUUUGAGCAGAAAGUUUAUUCUAGCUGUUUUACGUGGCACUUCCAAAUAAGGGAAUCUAUAUAAAAUAUGUAGCUCAUAUAUACAUAUAUAUAUAUACAAUAAGUAUUUUCGUUCAUGCGGCACGUAUUUAAUAUGCAUGUUCGUUGAACUGUACACGAUAUAUGCAAUGUUUGUGAUUGUUACUGUAGUGCGUUACUUAAUUGUGUGUGUCAUCACCAUUUAUAAAUACAUAUGUUUGUGAUCAUAUGGUAAAUUAAGAAAAAAAAACCAAUUUGUAAUGUAUGCGUGAAUAA
Drosophila hydei is the source of this 3926-nucleotide messenger RNA. It is a transcript of the gene sp3, whose product is annotated as phosphatidylinositide phosphatase SAC2. Gene Ontology annotation, biological process: phosphatidylinositol dephosphorylation; regulation of endocytic recycling. NCBI's taxonomy places the organism in Eukaryota, Metazoa, Arthropoda, Insecta, Diptera, Drosophilidae. Gene Ontology annotation, cellular component: clathrin-coated endocytic vesicle; early endosome. Bases 153 to 3593 code for a protein of 1146 amino acids. Gene Ontology annotation, molecular function: phosphatidylinositol-4-phosphate phosphatase activity. The transcript is spliced from 12 exons. The record is from RefSeq and is a predicted model, not a curated record.